Messenger RNA from Populus euphratica (Euphrates poplar), 1260 nucleotides. Its product is annotated as pectate lyase-like. Gene Ontology annotation, molecular function: pectate lyase activity. The transcript has 4 exons. The coding region runs from base 1 to 1260 and encodes 419 amino acids. The record is from RefSeq and is a predicted model, not a curated record. Lineage: Eukaryota; Viridiplantae; Streptophyta; Magnoliopsida; Malpighiales; Salicaceae.
AUGCAAACUUCAACUCUAAAGGCCGGCAUUGCCAAUUUCGACGAGUACUGGAAAAAGCGAGCUGAAGAGGCCAAGGAGGCUUCCCGCGAGGCCUACGAACCAAAUCCGGAGAAAGUCGCUAAACAUUUCAACGAUGAAGUGCACAAGUCAUUGGAAGGUGGCAAUAGCACAAGAAGGAACCUAGGAAAAUACAAAGGGCCAUGCCUAGCAACAAAUCCUAUCGACCGAUGCUGGAGAUGUGAUAAAAACUGGGCUAAAAACCGCAAGAAGCUGGGAGGUUGUGCUCUAGGGUUUGGACGCAAAACCAUAGGAGGCAAGAAUGGAAAAUACUACCGGGUAACAGACCCGUCAGACAAUGACAUGGUGAAUCCUAAGCCAGGAACACUGCGCUAUGGAGUGAUUCAGGACAAACCGCUUUGGAUUAUAUUUGCUCAUGAUAUGGUUAUUAGGCUAAGUGAAGAGCUAAUGGUGGCAUCAAAUAAGACAAUUGAUGGGCGCGGUGUUAAUGUGCACAUUUACAAUGGCGCUCAAAUUACUCUACAGUUUGUGAAAAAUGUGAUCAUCCAUGGGAUCCACAUUCAUGAUGCUAAAGCUGGAAAUGGUGGGAUGAUUAGGGACUCGGUGGAUCAUUAUGGCUUUCGUUCUCGGAGCGAUGGAGAUGGGAUUUCAAUAUUUGGUUCAACUGAUAUUUGGAUUGAUCAUAUCUCCUUGUCUAAUUGCGAAGAUGGCCUCAUAGAUGCCGUAAUGGGAUCCAAUGCCAUCACCAUAUCUAAUUGCCACUUCACCAAACAUAAUGAUGUAAUGUUGUUUGGUGCAAGCGAUGGUUAUUCUGGCGAUUCAGUGAUGCAAAUAACUGUUGCUUUCAACCACUUUGGUCGUGGAUUAGUGCAAAGAAUGCCGAGGGUCCGAUGGGGGUUUGCGCACGUUGUAAACAAUGACUAUACUCACUGGGAAAUGUAUGCUAUUGGUGGUAGCCAACAUCCUACUAUCAUUAGCCAGGGUAACCGGUUUAUUGCUCCUCCUGAUCUAGCAUGCAAAGAGGUGACCAAGAGGGACUAUGCAGUUGAAAGUGUGUGGAAGUCCUGGAAUUGGAGAUCAGAGGGGGAUUUGAUGCUCAACGGAGCCUUCUUUGUUCAAUCUGGUAAUGCAAUCAAGACAAUGAACAAACAGGGUGUGAUUAAUGCAAUGCCUGGAAGACAUGUGAGCAGGCUCACACGCUUUUCGGGUGCUCUCGAUUGCGUUAGAGGUAGACCUUGUUAA